Molecule: messenger RNA, 2246 nt
Organism: Plutella xylostella (diamondback moth)
Lineage: Eukaryota; Metazoa; Arthropoda; Insecta; Lepidoptera; Plutellidae
Biological process (GO): regulation of transcription by RNA polymerase II
Cellular component (GO): nucleus
Molecular function (GO): RNA polymerase II transcription regulatory region sequence-specific DNA binding; DNA-binding transcription factor activity, RNA polymerase II-specific
Source: RefSeq, a predicted model, not a curated record
AAUUGUGUUUGUAAUUUUAAAAUUAUAAUUUGUAUUGCGAUUAUGUUGUUAUUUAUUAAACAUGGAUAUAAAUACUACUACAUGUAGAGGCUGCUUAAGCAUAGACAGGAAGCUCACGCUUAUAAAAGAAGAACUUAGAAACCUGUUUUUAGGUUUACUUGAGGACGAGAACUCCUGUAAAGAGCCGCUGUACCUGUGCUGGGAGUGUGUGGCAUUAAUUAAUAAAUUUAUAAAAUUUAAGAGAAGAGUAAAAACUAUCAAUAAGUCAUUAUGCAAUGUAAAGUCUCAUACUCUGUCACACCUCUGCAUCAGUGACACAGAAUGCAUCACAAACAGUCCAGCAGUGACACACCUGGAUGGAGUGGUCACACAGACUGCAAGACAACCCAUUGCCAUUAAACAUGAAAUUUUAGACAAUCUAGUCACACUAGACACAUGCUUUGUGGAUUAUGUGAAGAGUGGGUCUGUUAGUGAUGAUGAAGACUUCAAGGCUGAUAUUCAUAAUGAUUAUAAUGAAAAUGAUAAAAAAUAUGUAAAAGUACAUACACCAGAAAACUUUGAUGAUUCAGAUGAUGAGCCACUGUCCCUGAAGCCUAAAAAUGUGUUACAAGAUACUGGAAUAAUCAAGGUUGAUGACAAUCAUAAGAAAAGAAGAAGGAAAAAAGAUAGUGCAGGCACAAAAGAAGUCACAAAGACAGUCAAGAAGCGCUCGCGCCCUGAGAAGGCCACCGGCGUGGUGGUGAACAAGAAGGCGAGCAGGAAGCUGGAGCAACUCAACAUGAACAACGGACAAGUGGAGCUGAUACUGCUCAGCUGGGACGAGGUAGAAGAAGAACGCCGAAAGGGCCUGAUUAAUGAGGCUUUCACUCGCCUAGAGUACAAGUGCUUCGACUGCAUUCUAGGCUUCAACCACAGGAGUAAACUAGAGAACCAUAUGAAGAAACAUGACCAGUCUGCGGGCUCAGAGCUGUGUCACGUGUGUAAGGUGGUUUGCAAAGACACCCGUGCCUUAGAAGCCCACACUAGAAGACAUCGAAUCAGAUGGCGCUGUGCGCUAUGCGGCGCGGCGUGGUCGCGCGCGGCGGUGGCGGCGGACCACGUGGCGCGCGCGCACGGCUCCGCGCCGCCCACGCACGCCUGCUCGGCUUGUGAUCAUGUAGCCCCUACAUUCGGCAAGCUGCGCGUGCACAUGAAAGUGCACAGCGAGCGGCAGAAGUGCGAGAUCUGCGGCAAGUCCUUCACCGACCGCUCCUCGCUGAGGACACAUCUAUUCAUCCACAAAGGAGAGAAGGAGUACGAGUGCCCGCGCUGCCACAAGCUGUUCCUGUUCAAGAAGGCCAUGGAGGUGCACCUCGUCACGCACCUCGAGUCCGCGCACCUCUACUGCCAUGAGUGUGACUUGACAUUCAAGAAUCGCAUGUCGUACUACGGGCACAUGAAGUACAACUUGAAGCACAUCGACCCGGCUAAGCUCAAAUACGAGUGUCAACUGUGCGACAAGAAAUUCGCGAAGGCGGCUCGACUCGAAGAGCACAGAGCAGCCAUACACCUGAAGGUGACCCCACACCGCUGCACGCAGCCCGGCUGCAACUUCGCGUGUGCGUCGCGGCCGGUGCUGCGCACGCACGUCCGGAUGGUGCAUCGCAACGGCAAGGCGAUCAGGAACCACGUGUGUGAUACUUGCGGGAAGGCUUAUACCACUAAGAAGUCUCUCGAAGGGCAUAUGCGCGCGCACCGCGGCUCGCGCCCGCUCCGCUGCGCGCAGUGCCCCGCCGCCUUCGGGUACGAGGCCGCGCUCUACAACCACUGCAAGCGAGUGCAUCGGAAGGGAAAGACGUCGAAAUCCGGCGCAGCAAUAAUGGCGGCCGCCGGGCCGAGCUGGGAGGUGCCGCUCGACAUCUCGCUCACCGUCGCAGGCGCACCCGCGGACAACAGCUAGUCGCAUAGCAAUCAAAGCUUCAAGUCGAAUGUCCACGGCCGGUUAAACUAAGUUAGUUAAAUUUAGCUCACAUAGUUACUCACAUAACUUAGUUUAGGUGGCGGUGGACGUUUCGCUUCAUCAUCAGCGAACUAAGCUGCGAAUAAUCUGUCAUCGGCCUUUCUCGUCUAGCCAUUGACGGCAGCUUGUCUUAGAUCGUCUAAAGGUCGGGGGGCUACCCACGCUGCAUUAUAAUAGCUUAAACUGCCUUAAAUAAUAAAAAUUAUGUACAUAUUUAUAAGCAAUAAAAUUGAUAUUUUUUACACAA